UCUGACCCUCCACUCUCGCAAACACCACUUUUUCUGGCUCUUUUCCAAACACCUCUCAACCUUCACAUUCUAUAUUCUCGUAGCAAACGGUUCCCCACAUUUGCUAACAGGUCUCUUUUUUCUCUCAUUCACAGCAGGACAGAAAAGAACCCAGUAGAAACACCUCACCCUUUCUCCUCCGGAACAUUUUUCUUUUACAAACCCUACGCAGAAAGCAGCAAAAAUGAGCUACGCCGAGAUUCUUGGUGGCACUCUUUCGCCAGAUGCCAACAUUCGCGAGCAAGCUACCAGGGCUUUGGAGUCUGCAGAGAACGAGAACUUUUCCCAGUACUUGCUCUCUCUGACCAAUGAGCUCGCCAACGAGGGUGGCGAUGGAGCAGUGCGCACUGCCGCCGGUAUCGCGCUGAAGAACGCGCUUCUCGCAAAGGAUCCGGCUCGCCAGGAGCAGUACGCACAGAGGUGGCUUCAGGUCAGCGACGACACUCGCAACCACGUCAAGCAGGGUUCAUUGGCCACGCUGGCGUCAGAGAGCCGGCAGGCGACAACAGCUGCGUCUCAGAUGAUUGCCGCCAUCACAGCCAUCGAGCUGCCGCGGGGCCAGUGGCCGCACGUAAUCAACACGCUGCUCGAGCAGAUCACCACCACCACCAAGGCCAACCUGAAGGUUGCCUCUCUGCAGGCGAUCGGCUUCAUCUGCGAGAACAUUGAGCCUGAGAUCCUGGCUACCCAGAGCAACCCGAUCCUGACCGCCGUUGUCCAGGGCGCCAACUCGCAGGAGCAGAACCAGGAGGUGCGGUACGCUGCCAUUACUGCCCUGUAUAACUCGCUCGAGUUUGUCCGUGCCAACUUUGAGAACGACGGCGAGCGCAACGUGAUCAUGCAGACCGUCUGCGAGGCGACACAGAGCCCCGACGUGAACGUCCAGGUGGCAGCCUUUGAGUGCCUGGUGCGCAUCAUGCAGCUGUACUACGACAAGAUGCAGUUCUACAUGGAGAAGGCCCUGUUCGGCCUGACAGAAGAGAAGAUCGCGCUGCAGGCCAUUGAGUUCUGGUCAACCGUGCCUGAGAUGAUGGAGCUGGGCCAGCAGUUUGACCGCACCAACUUCCAGUUCGCCAAGACCGCUCUGCAGCAGGUGCUGCCGACACUGAUGUUUUUGCUGACCAAGCAGGACGAGGACGCCGACGAGGACGAGUGGAACGUAGCUAUGGCUGCAGCCACCUGUCUGUCGCUGAUGGCGCAGACCGUUGAGAACGAUAUCGUGCCGCCGGUCAUCCCGUUCAUCGAGCAGAACAUCCGCAACCAGGACUGGCACUUCCGCGAGGCCGCCGUCAUGUCGUUUGGCUCGAUCCUCGACGGCCCUGAGUCUGCUGUGCUGAUGCCACUUGUGUCGCAGGCGCUGCCGGUGCUGAUCGAGAUGGUCAAGGACCCGGUGCUGCAGGUCAAGGACUCUGCGGCCUGGACGCUGGGCCGUGUGUGCGAGCUCCUGGUCGAGUGCAUUCAGAUCGACGUGCACCUGCACAGCCUGAUCAGCGCGCUGGUGGGAGGGCUUGAGGACAGCCCACGUAUUGUGUCCAACUGCUGCUGGGCGAUCAUGAAUCUCAGCGACCAGCUGGGCGGUUACUUUGAGGGCAUUAUCACGACGCUGAUGCGCAUUACCGAGAGCAACAUCAACGAGAACAACUCGCGCACCUCGGCGUACGAGGCCAUGGCGACGCUGGCCAACACUGGUGCCAAGGACACGAUCCCGACGAUCGGCCAGCUGGGAAUUGCCAUCCUGGAUCGCCUUGAUAUGACCAUCAGCAACGCCAGCCAGGCCGUCGGCAUUGACGACCGUCUUGUGCUUGGGGAGCUGCAGUCGAACCUGCUCAACGUUCCUGACCAAUGUGUCGCGCACCCUGGGCAAGCAAGGUAUCCGAGAUCUCUGACCGCUAUCAUGACCAGCGUGCUGGAGCUGCUCAAGGUCAGCGGCAAGCACGCUGCCGUUGCCGAGGACUCGUUCCUGCUUGUGGGCUCGCUGAUCACUGCGCUGGAGGCUGACUUCUCGCGCUACCUCGAGUCGUUUGCACCGUAUCUCUACAGCGCGCUGCGUAACCACGAGGAGUACCAGCUAUGCUCGAUCUCUGUGGGCCUGAUCGGCGAUAUCUGCCGUGGCAUGGGACCCGAUGCGGCCCAGUACUGCGACCAGUUCAUGACGAUUCUGCUGCAGAACCUCGAGUCGGACGUGCUGCACCGCGACGUCAAGCCCGGCAUUCUGUCAUGCUUUGGCGACAUCGCCCUGGCUAUCGGGGGGCGGUUCGAGACGUAUCUGGAGGUUGUGUUCCGCGUGCUCGCAUCUGCAUGCCAGCUCAGCGCCAACACACAGGCAGUGGACUACGACACGAUCGACUACAACAACCAGCUGCGCACAGGCAUUUUCGAGGCCUUUGUUGGAAUCGUGCAGGGCUUGAAGUCGGACAACAAGGCACAGCUGGUGCUGUCGCAGGUACAGGGCAUCCUUGGCUUUAUGAGCGUCGCGUUCAACGACCCGAACCGCUCGGACGAGGCGACACGGUCCAUGAUCGGUCUGCUUGGCGAUCUGGCUGAUGCGUUCCCGAACGGCGAGAUCCGCGAGGUGCUGCACGCUGACUGGAUCCCGGCACUCAUCAAGGAGGGCAGGGCAAGCCGCCGCGGCUCGUCGUUGCGCGAAGUAUCUCGCUGGGCGCGGGAAAUGGUCAAGCGGGCAUCGGCCUAAAUGGCCUGUUUUGCUCAGGUGUUUUGCUCCACUCCUUCUCUAUCCUCCCCCCCCCUAUUCUAUUAUCUUUCCUACAGGUAUGCUAGGAAUAACAUGUCCUUUUUUCAAUAAUUCCGGCGUAGCAGCCUUUGUGGACA
Linderina pennispora is the source of this 2868-nucleotide messenger RNA. Its product is annotated as karyopherin Kap95. The coding region runs from base 224 to 2731 and encodes 835 amino acids. Lineage: Eukaryota; Fungi; Kickxellomycota; Kickxellomycetes; Kickxellales; Kickxellaceae. Gene Ontology annotation, molecular function: small GTPase binding; nuclear import signal receptor activity. The record is from RefSeq and is a predicted model, not a curated record. Gene Ontology annotation, cellular component: cytoplasm; nucleus. Gene Ontology annotation, biological process: protein import into nucleus. The transcript has 7 exons.